AAUACGAUCGUAGACAUAUUAUUGGCACGGUUUGCAGCGGUUAUCAUCGAAUUACGUCCGAGGGGACUAAUCGGUGAUAAAGCCUGUAAACGCGCUCGUGAGUCUGUUAUUAAAUACGAUGGGUGAUGCGAGGGUAAAGCAGCAGCCCUUUUUCGGGAAUCAAACCCACCAUCACCAUCAUCAUCAGACUCACGAAUCGCCCUCCGGUACAACAUCGAAAGCAAACGGCACCGUAACCAUGGGAACGGUGGUUAUGGAUCCAAAGCAUGCCACAGGUGGGCUGUUACCGGCAAGUCCCCAACAGCAACCGAGCAAGGAUACAAUGAGCGGUAACAACGGUACACCUGUUGCGGGAAAAGACAAGAGCCCUGCUAGUCUGAAGUACGAACAGCUGAAACUUCGCAAGCAAGAGUUAGAAAAGCGCCUCAAUGAAAAAUAUAGCCAACUGCAGCAAAUAAAGCGCGAAGAAGCGCAACUCAUUGGGAUGUAUCCGAGUGAUUUUAGCUGCGGCAUCGGUCCGUCCAGUUCGUCGGAUGGGGUUAAUGGAACGUCCGGAACGGGUAACGGCGGUGCUGGAACGGGCAACGGAACUGCGCCAACGUUGCGACGCAAAAUCGGUACCAGCUUUAAGCUACCGGAAAAUCUUCUAAACAACAAAGAAGAUGACAUUAACAAGCUACUGCUUGAGAAACAAAUACAGCAGCAAAUAUCCGAAGCAUCGCUGCGGCUGGCAAAUGAUACCGGGCAACCCAAAUCCGUUCGCCGAACGCAUAAACAAAAUUACGAAAUGGCUCAGCAGAAGCUGCUAGCGAUCAACCAGAACUUAAGCGUACUGAAGAAACGUCAACAGCAGAAAGAGCAGCAGCAACAACAACAACUGAAGGACCAGCAGGCGCAGCAAGCCAAUGAUCAUCGGCCCACCUCACGGGAUGAUAUUGAUCUGCACAAAACGGCUCAGGUGAAUCGGUUCCGAUCGAACAGCAAUAGCAGCAGCAUGUUGAUGCACCUUUCCGAACGGCGAAAUUCGGUCAAAUCCAAUACCUCUUCCAAUGCGUCCGGUAGCAUUACGGGGCAUCAUAUGAUGCAGCAACAUCAGCAUCACCAACAAAUGCUGCAGGUACAAAUACCAGGCAGUCAUUAUCACCUUUCGCAACAACAGCAGCACCAGCAACAGCACCAGAGUCAACAGAUAUCGCCGUACUCGAUUCACAGCGGUAUUAUACCGUCUGGUUCGCAGAGCAUGACCUCAGCCGCCUCGGCGGCAAUGAUAUCCCAACUCAGCAUGCUACGACACCGUGCCCGAACGGAUAGCUUUCCGGGUAUAGCGACAAAUUACGAUUCCGCCUCGGCUGGUUCCGGCACGACGGAACAAAGCCUUAAAAUGUCGCCGCUCAGCGGAAGCGGUAGUAUUGCGAGUGGAGGCAGCAACAUGCAGCAAGCAGUACCGUCCACCCACGGCCAUCAUCAUCUACAUCCGCAUCACCAUCAUCAUCAUCAGAUCGGUCCGGGACCGGCGAGAAUGAACAGACUGAUACAGCAACAAAUGGGGAUGAGUUAUAGUCCGCCGGCUCCUGGUGGCGCCAGCACCACUACCACUCCUGGAUACAUUCUCUCCCCUACGUUGGUUGGCGUAUCGCCAGGUGGAAACGGAACCGGCCAAGCAUUCGUUUACGAUGCGAAAGUGAUCUCAAGGCUGCAAGGUGGUGGCGCAGGUGUUAACAACAAUCCUCGCUCACCGCAAGCAAUAUCCGCUUCUUACGGUCACAUUAUAAAUGAUCAGAACUAUUGCCCCAAUACGAUGGCUGCUGCGGGACAAAGCGCAACAUCUACAGGUGGAGCUACCGGUUAUGAGUAUACGACGCACGAUACAGCCGCGUCAUCUGUCCCGGCCGGUCUUGGGGGAUAUUGGAUGACGUUAGAGAAUGGUGAAAAAAUAUGGUGUUCCGUCGAUAGUCGUCAGUUUUCGAGUCUUGACCGUAAACAACAAAGUACCGGUGGUGGCGGCAGCAUGAAGCUGUCGCGUACGAGCACCAAGCUGAGCGGAGGUGGCCCCAAAUCCUCCGGCCAGUUCGGUGCAGUUACACCGGCUGUGAAAUCUUCCUCCCUGGGUAACUUCCAGGAGUACAUCGGGAAAUCGUCAUCGCUGGAUGACAACGACAUGAUGUCUGUGCAGCCGGAUGCCAUCUCGGUCACGUCCGGGUCGAGCGAGCAUAAAAAGCGCGAGAAAGUAUGGCGCGAAACAUCACUUGACAGUCCAGUGGUAAAACAUAAGGCACUGCCUCCGGUUCCACCUUCACUGUCCGGCCAAGGUCAAAUGUCACCAUCGUCAAUCGGUAACGGACAGUUGAUGGGUUCAUCGCAUGGGGGAAUGGUACCACAGUCGCCUCCGUAUAUCCCACCGAUGAGCAGCAAUUCUUCCACCGCUCCAUUGCACAUUAACACGAACGUUUCUGGAUACGGUGGGCCAUGCUCGCCUUUGCUACUUUCGCCACAACAGAUGCUAUACUAUCAGCAACGUCAGCAACAGCUGCUGGAACAACAACGGCAAAGGAUGAAACAGCAACAGGUGCAACAGCAACAACAAUUUCACACCGCUUCAAAGCAACAGGAAUCCGUGUCGCCUCGGUCACCGAUGGCUUCGAUAGGUGGUGGAAUUCACACAGCUGGAACGGCCGGAGAUCAUUACAAUACCUAUUCGUAUCAAUCGCAACCAGAACCUCUAAUUAUGCCACCCUAUCAGUCGCGACAUCAACAUCCACCACCUCCUCCAUUGCCACCACCGAACCAACACCAUUAUCAUCAUUCGCAGCAACUGCAGAAUCGUUUAGAGCAUCCACCCUCGACGCCGGCCCAACCACAGCAUCUGGAUCUCUUGCCACCCAUUUCCGCCCAUCAUUCGCCCUCCCUCGGUCAUCAUCGUGCAACGAGUGCUCAGCAUCAGGCCGAUUCCGGCUAUUAUCCCCAUGCGGGACAUCUCUCCAGCACGCUCUCCUCCCGCCAUCCGGAUCUGGUCAUUUCACCCACACUGUCGCAAGCAUCCUCCCACACGCUUACCUCCGUUGUGCAGGCGUUACCGGUCAUUGGUGGUUUAGAAGAAAACGGACUUUCUGGUCCAUCCUCACCAACUCCUUCAUCCGGUAAGGUACAGGGAACAGCAGCCGCGCCACCAUCCGACAUACAGAUGGAAUCACCGAAAAACAUGACCGUUGUGCAGCAGGGAAAGAUUAUGCCCUACAAGGAAGUGACGAAACCGUUUGAGAUGUCCGAUUUCUACAAAUAUUCCACCAAAUACCGGCAAAAGCAGCAGCAACAGCAGCAGCAGAACCAAGUGCAACAGUUGUCCCCAUCGGAGGUGGGUAGCCCGAUAGGGAACGAUGGUGAUCCGGCAGGUGGUGGUGACGGCAUACAUAAAGGCAUCUACCAGCCACCAAAUCGGUCGAUCUGUCAACCGCUCGUUAACCACUACAACUGAACCCACGAGUGUGAAAAAAGUGCGAAAACAGAGAGGCAUGCACAAUACGGCAAUUGUAAAGAUUUCAAAGUUGACCCUGAAAACAUAUUUAUUACGAUAAGCGUUUAAUGGGGCGUUUCGUCCCGAAAUCAGUAACUAUAGGGUGCUGGCAAGAAUGUAACUAAGACUAUUUGUACCUGUUGCGUGCGUGUCUUUGUGGACACGAUGGGCAGUAAAGACGGGGUUGUAAACAAGGCUUGUCCAUGAUUUGUUUGCAGAUUGUGGCCCAACCCAAUGUGUGCGGUUGGAUUUUUAUGUUUGCCGUUUUGUGCUACACAUUCAUUCUGUGUCGUUAUCGCAGCGGCUCUGUUUGUCGAUAACAACGGUUUUCUCUCUACCCCUUUCCUGGCAGAUAGGGUUCUGAACUGACUUCUGUAUCAGACGCAAGCUCCGGGCACAGGUCUUUUUUUCCAUUUCUUUACUUUCUGCGUUUUGGGUGUUUGUUGUACAUUGUACAAAUGUGGAAAUUGGGUGCAAUUCUUCUCCUCAUUUCUUGUACUCUGUACAAGACUGUUUAGGACGAUGAAUAAGAAUGAUUAAAUAACCGUUCGUUCAAAACGAUCUGUAAAAUCAUAGUAUUUGGUUAGAUUAAUGUUGUACGACCGUAAACACCGACUCUAUCUUCUUAAAACGCCUUCUAUGUUCUAACAAUGUUGAUUUUAAGUAAAUUUCCAACUCUGCAAACAUUGGCCACUUUAAACAUUAUGCAGUACUAUAAUAUUCAUAGAUCUUAUUUGUAAUAACGAUGUUACGAUACUCCAGCUGGUAUCUGAACAGGAGGGGGAACUAGCUGAGACGAAACGGUUUGAUGUGUUGUCGAAUGUGCUUUUAAUGGCCACAAUGUGGCGUCCGAUACGCAAGCAUUCUUGUUUCCCGGUGUUGUUUUGCGAACGGAGGAAUAGUUAAUGUAGAUCGAUUCCGUAUCAGCGACGCUAGUGAGGCGAUAAGUGAAACUAGAGAUUGUUUACGUGAGAUUGUUUACAUGUGAGCAGAGGCAAUCUAUUACUGCAACAUACCAAAAGGCAAAACGUGGCGUACGCAUAUCUGGACGAUAUAUGUGUCAUGCCUCCAAGAUAUAUUUAACCAAUAUUUUCGCUAAAGACUGAAAUAGAAGGAACAUCAAACCCCCCUCUCAUUGCGCCGAAGCUUAUGUCUUCCGUUUCCUACAUACAAGACUUACUACCGCAUUUCGGAUGUGUUUUUUUCUCCAGUCAGCCGGACUAAUGAUACAACGAUAAUAAGUAAUGAAAUUCAGCAAAAGACUUGCAGCAUUUGACAUAGAGAAUAGCAGGCGCAAGAGUUAGAUAUUUGAUAAAUAGAAACCCACUGGGGACGGACUAAGGUUAGAUGAAACAAGCGUGUGUGUGGCCUUAUGAUCCAGAGCUCUUAUUUUUCUCACCCGACAGCACAGUUGCACCUUACUAGAGGCAAGGGGCAAACUCGGUUAUUUAAUCAGGAACAUUGUACUUUUCAUGAUAUAUGUAGCUAACUGUACUACUCAUUACUGUUCUUACUCUUUACUCUGAUAGGAGAUAGUUAAUUAGUUGGUAAGCGUUUCGUUAACAGUUAGCUGCAACACACGUUUGACUAUUGCGGGAUACGCUUGUUCAAAUCUUCCAUAAGUUAGUAAAAUCAACGCUAGAAAGGGAUCGUUUAACUCAUGCUCAUAUCCGUAACGUUCGGAAGGUCAUUUGCACCCCGGAUAUCGAUCCCCUAUUAUUCGGUUAAAAUUGAAGAAUUUGUAAUACAGAUAGCAAUGCAGCGAAAGUAAGCCAUAGCGGGUUUGCUAUUAUACGAUGCAUUAGGUAAUGUAAUAGAAUCGAAGCUAUGUCUUAGCUAGUAAGGAAGGUGAUAAGCAAUGUAAGUAUGUAGCUCGUGCAUCAUGUAUGCACAAUAGAUCAAUAGUUGUGGGCAGUUUGUUAAAAAGAUUUAACUUAGAUUGGUUAAAAAGAAAUUAUACAGCGUGCAGAGGAGUGCGAAAUAAAAAGAAAAUUUU
This is a messenger RNA of Anopheles moucheti, 5507 nucleotides long. RefSeq names its product FERM domain-containing protein 4A-like. Bases 119 to 3472 code for a protein of 1117 amino acids. Gene Ontology annotation, biological process: establishment of epithelial cell polarity. The transcript has a single exon. The record is from RefSeq and is a predicted model, not a curated record. Lineage: Eukaryota; Metazoa; Arthropoda; Insecta; Diptera; Culicidae.